AAUACCCCCCUUGAACAACUCGCAGCAAUAAAACCAGACUUUACAAUUAUUUCGCAAACCAGGACUAUUUUCGUCUAAUAUGAUUAGACUAUUAAGCAAUUCAGAUCCAACAGUGCAAAAUACGAAAACUACAUCAGUUUUACACCCGAAUAACCAUGUACAGCCAUAAAAACUUAACAAAUUGAAAGAGCAGAAACCUUGUAAUUGCUAUGGAACUAUUAACCCAACCAGCAAAUUUUAUGGUCUAUAAAAAUCAAAUAUAGAACGGAAAAACGUAACAAAUGCGAUUUACAAGCUCAAGUGUAUACAUUCGGCAAGCAUACGUAUACACAUAACAAACCACGAUGGGACUAGAAACGUGCUUUGCAAACAUGUACAUCAAUAUGAGGCACAUAUUCAGUUUUUGAAAUUUGCAAGAAAAAGCUACAACUACUUGUGCGGAUAUUGUAGAAUCAGAACUUUGAAAAUGGGGAAUUGUUGCGGCGGUGAUAAAGUAGGACCUUCAGAGCAAAACCAAUUUGGAUAUGAUGUAAGAAUAGACGACAUAAAAAGAAGACCUACCGACACACUCUUUUUAACCUUAUUUGCAGUAUUUCUAGUCAUAUUUCUUGGUUUCCUAGGCUAUUGUAUACUUCAUGGAGACCUACAUAGAGUCAUCAAUGGCUACGAUGACUGUGGAUACAUAUGCGGCCAAAGUAAUCCGAUAUCCAAAGAUGCUUACUGUUCAGAAAGUGACAAAACUUCCAAAAAAUACCAUAUAUUGGAUAAGCCCCAAAAUGAGUUCAGAACCAUCAGGAAAUGUGUCGCAGAAUGCCCAGACGGAUAUAACAAACUCAUAAAUCGAUGUAUCCCAAGAGCGAAAAAUAUGUCAAACCUGGAAAGUUCGCUGGAAGAAUUUGUAACGCAAGUGACUGAGGAUUUUCAAGUUUACUGGAAGGAAUUUUGCUAUCUAUGUCUCAUAGCGCUAGGAAUGUCAUUUCUGAUGCUGGUACUGUUCAGAUUGGUUGUGGGGGUUAUAGUAUGGAUAGUACUGGUUGGAGUGGUUUUAGCUUGUAUAGGAGGAACAGCCUUCCUUUGGUUGCUUUGGAAAGAUCCAUCCAAAUUCAUCAAUCAACAACCAUCCUACUUUCUACCAGACCUCGAUGAGAGGAACUCAACAACAUUUUUGGUAUUUGCAAUAAUCUCAAGUGUUCUUACUGUGAUAGUGGUACUGAUAAUUGUAGUGAUGAGGAAAAGAAUUAAUUUGGUGAUUAAAUUAUUCGAAGAAGCUGGAAAAGCUAUAGCAGCUAUGCCUAUUUUACUGCUGCAGCCUGUUAUGACAUUUGUGGCAUUAGGAGGUGUGGCAUGUCUUUGGGUGUACUUUACUAUUUGGAUCCAAAGUUCUGGUUGGCUACAAGAAACUAAGAGCAAUUCGCAUAUAUACAGGUAUAUCAAAGAUGGCAUAAUGAAAGGAACCAUGUGGUACAACAUAUUUGCUGCAUUGUGGAUGGUACAGUUCAUUAUUGGCUGCCAGCAUAUGAUCAUUGCCGGAGCUGUUGCUAUGUGGUACUUCAGGAAGAGAAAAUCGGUUAAUUUCCCAGUAUUUGUGAGUUUCUAUAACCUAACAAGGUACCACUUAGGAUCAGUCGCAUUAGGCUCCUUUUUAAUAGCUUUAGUACAAUUUGCUAGGCUAGUUCUGGAAUCAGUUAAAAGAACAUUCAACAACAGAGAAGGCAAGAUAGCCCAAUGUGUGCUUAGUUGUUGUCAGUGCUGCUUAUACAUUUUCGAGAGGUUUCUGAAGUUCUUUACGAGGAACGCUUACAUCGAAGUUGCAAUGUAUGGUUAUUCUUUCUGUGCUGGAGGAGCCCAAGCUUUUAAACAAAUCGCAUCAAAUGUACUGAAUGUUGUUGCGAUCAAUUCUGUAGGAGAUUUUGUCCUGUUUUUGGGAAAAGUUGCAGUGGUUGUAGCAACUGUGUUUAUUGGAGUUAGGUGGAUGAGAGCUAUUGACGGGGUACAACACAUUUGGGUUCCAAUAACAUUAGCAGGGAUAUUUGCAUACUUCGUCGCUCACUGCUUUAUAACAGUUUUUGAGAUGAUAAUAGACACAAUAUUCUUGUGUUUCUGUGAGGACUGUGAGAAGAACGACGGGGUCACCAGACCGUACUGCAUGUCCCGUGGCCUCAUGGAGUUUGUCCAGAACUCUGGCAAAGCACUGAAUAUACGAGAUGUGCCAAGACUGAGAUCGCCCCAAGAUAGGGGAAGCCCUAAUACCGUAAGCCACGGUGUUGUGUAUGGAAAACGUAACAAAGAGUAUUAAAUAAUUGUAAUCAUUUUUAUAAAAUGUAAAAUUUAUUAUGUAUAAGAUAUAAGAUAUAUUUAUUCGUUAUAUAGAAUGGCUUUAUUUAAGUCUCACCCUACAAAAGUACGAGUGGAAAAAUGCAAAUGUGCAUGUGCUUUUUUACCGUGAAUGUCGCUCGCCGCAAGAUGGACACAGCGUUUUGCCAACCAUUGAGAUUCCGAUUAUUUGUAAAAAUUGCAUAUUAAGGGUGAUUUUAUGUACAAUAUCGGGGAUUUGGCUUUCCCCUCUCGUCUAACUCAUCCCGACUAAUCCCUACUUAAUCGUAUACACGACAAAGUGUGGAUGUUUGUUACUUAAGCAAACCAAAAUGGCUGAGCGGAACUGAAUAAAAUUCGGUACACAGAUAGGUUAUGGUCUGGAAUAGCACAUAGGCUACUUUCUACCUCUUGAAAUAACUUUGAAAUAUCCAUUUUACGGGCAGCAGCCCAAACAGCUUAAUGCGUUUUGCCAUAAGGUGUCUAACGCGAAAGCACUCAAUCCAACCAAAAUGGGUAAGGCUAUAUAAAUAGGGCAUUUGCAUCAAAAAUUUACUGCAUUUCAGCAUUCGUUCUCUUAACGGGAUCGUCUUGAUUUAGAUUUGUUUGGUGUUUUGUUUUACUUCAUGUAUAAUACUGUGAAUAAAUAGUUAUUUGGUUGGGAUAUGUUAAGAUAUGUUAUUGUGAUUCUGAUUAUACAUUUGAUUUUAAUUUACUGUUGCUCUAAAAUGUUGAAUAAAAUAUGUCCAUUGUCAAAAUAACUUUCGCAUUACUAAAUAUAGCAUUUCUUUCUCCAAAACCAAUGUUUUCCAUACUCUUUUUUAGGCUAAUAAUUUAGGAAUACCGGUCAUACCGAUGUCUAAUCAAGACCCUCAAGGAAAAAUUCGGGCGGGCGCCCAUGUCUCGAAAAUGUAAUUGGAAAGAGGAAAAAAAAUGUUUCUCA
Acanthoscelides obtectus is the source of this 3256-nucleotide messenger RNA. The record is from the annotation of a GenBank genome assembly. Lineage: Eukaryota; Metazoa; Arthropoda; Insecta; Coleoptera; Chrysomelidae.